This is a messenger RNA of Colletotrichum scovillei, 3165 nucleotides long. RefSeq lists its product as uncharacterized. Gene Ontology annotation, biological process: eisosome assembly. The coding region runs from base 610 to 2910 and encodes 766 amino acids. The transcript has 3 exons. The record is from RefSeq and is a predicted model, not a curated record. NCBI's taxonomy places the organism in Eukaryota, Fungi, Ascomycota, Sordariomycetes, Glomerellales, Glomerellaceae.
AAGCAAUACCUACUACCUCAUCGUGCGCUCGCUCGCUCGCUCGCGCCGCGCCGCCAGCCUACCUUAGCUAGACGGGGAGUCUUCCCACCUGCCCACGCCCCCCUACCCAAGUGGCCCCUUUGAACCAGAAAGAUCUGCUUCUGGCUGUAUGAUAUAACUUGUAUGCCCUCUUUCGGGACCCCCCGCCUGCGCCUCGACGUCGUUCUCGGUCAACUUUUCUGCUCUUUGGUUUACCCAAGCAAGUAUCCAAGCUCCUUGACCUCCCAAGUUUCGGCGCAUCCUUCUUGCAGUAUACCCUAGUACGACGGCUCAUCUCAUCUCGUGAUACGGAUUCCUCUUGCGACACUCGUGGAAGGGUAAGCAGGCCCAGAAAUAACAUCAGUCGGGCUUCGACUUUCGGUUGUCAAUCCACCUACGGCGUUGCUCACGCGUCUACCUCAACCCGCGUGUAAGCCGCAAAUCCGCUGCGAGCCUUCCCACUUUUCGACCUUCCGUUCCCUGUAUCAUACAUCCUCGUUACGGUACAUUCGCCCUGUGACGAACAGGCAUCCGCAGCGGUUAAGUGGAUAUUCCCGGGAUCGAUACCACCAAGCCGGCUCUGGGCUGGCAAUGAUGCAAGCCAGCUCCUCCAAGACAGCGACGCAACAGACGCAGCAGACGCAGCCGCAGCAGCAGCAGCAGCAAAAGUCAAGCACAGGCAUGGCGGAAACACGGUACCAGGUACCCUCCACAGCAGCCCACUCGGGAAGAUUAAAGUACGCCGACCCGCGGGAUCUACCCAGCUUUCCAUCCCCCGGUCUCAAAUCCGAUGGAGCUGCUGCCGGAGCUGCCGCAUCGCUAGGUUGGGCAAACCAAAAAUCCAUCGACCUCUGGAAACCCGAAAAGUCAAACUCCGCAUCAACCGCAGCUAUGCUCGCAAAGGAUUACAAAAUGGCACCAUCGUGGGAACCAAACUCAAGCUCCGCCGGCGCCAAGGCUGCUCUGCUGGCCAGCGCUUCAGCAAAGAAACAGUCCACCACCAACACGACCCCUCCUCCGCCUGCUACCGAGUCUUGGGGAAGCAGCGCUGCGAACCAGGCAUUUAGACAAAGCCGCUCAGUCAGACAGCCCACCCAGACACCCUCUACCGCCGCCGCCGGCCUUGGCUCCCUUUCAGCAGCCCAAAAUGCGAUGCCCGCGUCCAGGAGGACAAGGCCACGAGCCAAAUCGACCCCCGUGCCAAAGGAAUCCUACCCCGGGGAAUCACGAGCUGCUGCAAACGCUUUGAGUGCCGCCACAGCAGCUCACAGCCCUUCUUUGAAGCCAAAGUCCCCCACUGAGAACACUGGCUCAGUUCCGUACACAAACCUGCCUCGGAGUAUGUUCACUUCUAAGCCCGCUAUCGGACCUGAAGAAGAUGAGAAGAAAAGAGCCGACGUUCUCCACGCCUCUGCGGUGGCCAUGGCCAAAAAGAUGUACAGCCAACAGCAAAGGAUGGUCGACCAGGCACGAGUCCACCAAGCGGCAGGAGAGACCAGCCCUGACGAUACCCAACCCAAACCUUAUGUCAACCUCCAGGAAGCGGCAUACAAGCUAGCGCAAGAGCGCUUGUCGAAACUUCAUGUGGAGCAUCACCAGAACCGGGACUAUCAGGAAUACUAUGGCAGCAAUACCCAGACCACGCCUCAGCGGAGGUUUACUAUGAAGGGUAAGCUCAGACGGCGAUCCUCAAGCGACGGCGAUGCAAGCCACGACAAGGAACAAUCUGAGCGUAUUCGGAGAGAAAUGUCCAUCUUCUCAUCCAACUUGACCAAAGUCGACGAGCAGAAGCGGACAAAGGAUCGCGAGGCUCUACUAGCAGCAGCCCAACGCAACGUCAAGGCCCGCCUACAGGGCAUGGACGACAAGAUCUCCGCCGAGACCGGUAUGGUAGCGCCCAGCUCAAAGAGCGAUCGGAAGAGCGACUGGGAGUCUAAGGCCCAGAUGGCUGCCAUGGCCAAGCACGAGUCUGCCAACGUGAAUAGGGGCAAGGUAGACAUUGGCGGCGGCAUGUUUAUGGAUCCCGCGGCAGUCGACGAGAUUGCUACGAGGAGAGUACAGCCCGUGCUUGACGAGAUCAACGAGAAGGCAGCCAUCGAGCGGGAACGGCAAGAGGUGCUCAAGGCAGAGGCGGAAGCCAAGAAGAGAGACGAAGAGAAGCGCAAGGAACGUGACAGAGAGGUUAAGGAGAUCAACCGUAAGGUCAUUGCGCAAGAGAAGCAGGAAGAAAAGGAGAAGCGCCACCGUGAGAAGCAAGAGCUCAAAGCCAAGAAGGAAGAGGAAAAGGCCGCCAAGGCUGAGGAGAAGCGCAAGUCCAAGCUCCCCGAGAUCACGCCGGCGGAUUCGGCCGUCGCCGCGGCAGAGUCUAGCGAUAUCUCACCCGUGAGCGACGACCAGGGCACCACCCACGCAGGCCAGCACAAGCCCGGGGCCAUCAACACGAACAGAGAAAGCUCCGGCAGCGAUAACCCACGCUCGCCCAGCGACAGCGGUUCGCCGACGAACAAAAUGAAGACUUGGCUCAAGUCACGCUUCGGACGGCCGCGAGGCCGGUCUGCGGCCGGUGAGAAUGCCGAGGAGCGUGGCUUCAUCGGCGGCGUUGCGCUUACUAGGCUCGCGAAUGAGAGCGCGACGAGUCUCGGCGAUGCGCGGUCGGCCAGUAUUAGAGAGGUUGCCAUCGCCGGCAAGAGUAGCGACGCGACGCCCAGGUCGGCAACGGCGCAGGAGGGUGACGUAAGCCCCGUGAGCUCUGAUUCCGAGUCGGAGCACUUUGUCGAGGCGAGCGAUGAGCUCGAGGGGCCCGUCUCGCCCCCGGCUGCUAUUCGAGAUCCGAACACACACAAGACGCACAGCCCGACGAGGGAUUCGCGGUUCCGAGAGAAUCUUGAAUAGAUUGAGAUACGCUGGUACUUGCGGUAACGAACGGCCAUUUCUUCGGUUAGAAUGGAUGGCGUUUAUGGAUGGAACUCACCCUGGAGGAAUACUUCAGUUUGGCAGAGGGUGGAAAAGGGGUUUAUAGCGAGGAGCGUUGGAUUGCAUUUCAUGGUUGGGGCAUCCCCAGCGUACAGAUAUAACAUCGUUUCCCAAUUGUUGUAUGCUUAUCAGCAUCUAUAGUACUAUUCGUCAAAUUCAAGAAAAUCAACUCUC